This is a messenger RNA of Entamoeba invadens IP1, 933 nucleotides long. RefSeq lists its product as hypothetical. The coding region runs from base 1 to 933 and encodes 310 amino acids. Gene Ontology annotation, molecular function: hydrolase activity. Lineage: Eukaryota; Evosea; Mastigamoebida; Endamoebidae. The transcript has a single exon. The record is from RefSeq and is a predicted model, not a curated record.
AUGUUGCCAAUGGGAUUAAUAUUUCUGAUAUUAACUUUUGUUAUCUAUAUUAUUACAGGUAAUGUCUUCAUCUUUCUUUUGUUUCUUUUUAUUUCUUUUCUAUACACUCACACGGCUCAAUUUCAUACCAUUAAAGAAACACACCACACAAUUAGACUUCCAGAUAUUACUAAAGAACAUAAAAUAGCAUUAGUCUCAGAUUUACACUUCGAUGAAAACAAAAUUUCAUACCACCCCAAACUUAUUCAAGAAGUCGUUGAAUCGUUGAUGACGUCGAACCCCGACAUCAUUUUGUUUUUAGGAGACUUUAUUCAAAAAGACCAGAAAUAUGCACUUCAGUUCAAGUGGGCUUUUACAUCCAUCACAAGUAAAAUUCGGUGUAUUGCAGUCUUAGGAAAUCAUGACAUCUUAGAUGGAAACCCUCCGUUAUAUCUGGAGAACAUCUUAAAGUCGAUGAAUGUUGAAUUGUUAGUCGACAAACUCACCAAAAUCGACGACUUGAAUGUCUAUGGCAUUCACUAUUACACCUCAAAACACAAUUUAAAAUUUCCAAAGGAAUUAUCGUGUGAAGAUAAUGUACUUCUCUUAUCACACACUCCAUCGGUACUCUGUGACAAUGUGUUUCUCAAAUCUUCCUCAAACCAUGAAACACCAAAGAUAGUUGGGGUCUUUUGUGGGCACACACAUGCUGGACAAGUCGCUCUUCCUUUUGUAGGAUGUCCACUUGUAUUGUUUCCUGAGUGGUCUGUAAAAUGGUGGAGAAGAAUGUAUUUAAGACUGUUGGAUUUGAAGAGGUGGAAAUAUAUUACUGGAAUACACUAUAUACCAUUUCCUCUUGUUAUUACUAGUGGUGUCGGGUCUCACUAUGGGUUCAGAUUUAAUUGCCCCCCUGACGUUGUCUUCUUACAUAUAAAACCAAUAAAUUCAAUGUAA